AGGCACCGUGUUGGCGUCGGCAUCCGUAACUGUCGGCUGUGGUGCCCCGCGGCUGUGGACUGUACCGACGGUACUCGGCGCGAGGUUUUCGGCAAACUCCGACUUCAACCGUACAUAUACGAAAGAGGCCGAGCUGAAACGGAGCUGUCCGGAACAUCCGGCCGUAGCUUCUCAACAUAAACAGCAAUGGCGGAGGCAGCAGUAGCGUCUACGGCGAUUUCACCAGGAACAGGAGGUUGGACCAAACACGUAACCUGCAGAUACUUCAUGCAUGGUCUUUGCAAAGAAGGAGAGAACUGUCGAUACUCCCAUGAUCUGACCAACAGCAAACCUGCAGCCAUGAUUUGCAAGUUCUUUCAGAAAGGAAACUGUGUAUUUGGGGAGCGUUGCAGGUUUGAACACUGUAAACCGGCAAAGAACGAUGAGCCACAAACCCCCCAGACGCUGCCGCUGCCCUCCGUCUCGCUGGAGGGCCCAUCAGAUCCGGAACCCAGUGUGUCAACACCUGGCUCAGCAGCACAAGACUGGGUCAAUGCUGCUGAGUUUGUCCCAGGACAGCCAUACUGUGGACGAGCUGAGCCAGUGAAAGUGGAGAGCUCUGUCCCUCUCAUUGAGGAGUUUGACAGCGACGCAACACUGGAUAAACAAGUGUUGAGGAAGCAACUCUGUCCGUACGCUGCUGUUGGCGAGUGCCGCUAUGGAAUCAACUGUGCCUAUCUCCACGGCGAUGUGUGUGACAUGUGCGGCCUCCAGGUGCUCCACCCCAGUGACAAUACCCAGCGUUCUGAACACACAAAGGCAUGCAUCGAGGCCCAUGAGAAAGACAUGGAAAUCUCAUUUGCCAUCCAACGCAGUAAGGACAUGAUGUGUGGUGUGUGUAUGGAAGUGGUGUUUGAGAAGGCCAACCCAAGCGAGCGCCGCUUUGGCAUCCUUUCCAACUGCAGCCACUGCUACUGUCUAAAGUGCAUCCGCAAGUGGAGGAGUGCCAAACAGUUUGAGAGCAAAAUUAUCAAGUCUUGCCCAGAGUGUCGAAUUACAUCCAACUUUGUCAUCCCAAGCGAGUACUGGGUGGAAGAUAAGGACGACAAGCAGAAACUCAUCCAGAAAUACAAGGACGGCAUGGGGAGUAAACCAUGUCGAUACUUUGAUGAGGGUCGUGGAACAUGCCCUUUUGGCUCAAAUUGCUUCUACAAGCACGCUUUUCCUGAUGGAAGACUGGAGGAGGCUCAACCGCAGCGAAGACAGGCUGGAUCCAACAGCAGGAACCGGAACUGCACAUCAAAUAUCACAGCAGACGAAUGUACACAGCCUAUACUCAGAGAAUGUGCUUUUUUAAUGGAGCCGUCAGGACAAGAUUGUGAUGUCAAAACUACAGUCACUGCCAUCAGCCUGACCAGUCAGCACAGAACUCCAGGCGAACACCGCUGUGGGACAUCUUUGAUGAACGAGAAAGCACCGACUCCUUUGACAACGAGGACGAGGAGAUGGUGACGUUUGAGCUGAGCGAGAUGCUCCUCAUGCUUCUUGCUGCAGGAACCGACGACGAGGUGACAGAUUCAGAGGAUGAAUGGGACUUGUUUCACGAGGAACUGGACGAUUUCUAUGAGAUUUACCUAUAGCAGCCCCACCAACUAACACUCCCCCCCGACACACACACACCUGUAUACUAGACACUAGAAUGGACUGUCUUGUGCGAGUGAUGGACAGUAGCUUUCCCCCCACCCCUGUAUUGUGGCAGUGCCUUUAAGCAGGCCAUUAAUAAAUAAAUUUAAAAAGAUUCUAAAAAAGAAAAAAAAAAUCCCACAAGUCCGUGCGCUCGUGCUAAACAUUUUCUAGACAUCUAUCCUCGUGAAUUUAUCUUGUGCGGUUCAUGUUAAGAAAUAAAAUAAUAAAAUGACAAAAAGAACUCAAUAUAAGAUUUAACAAAAAUUAUAAAUUUCUUCAAAUAUUGUUAAUAAACAUUGUCAAGUUUAUUUGUGGAUGUGGGUUUGACUUGUUCAUCAUUUACCCAGGUGUUAAUACAUACUUCUGAGACUGAGGAUGCACUCCAACUUACUCAGCACCAUUUACUAAUCAAGAUGGGUAUGUUGUAAAAUUUGACUUUUGAAGGCCGGGACUCUGUUUUUCUUUAUUAAAGCUGCUGAUAGUUAUCGGCACAAUAUAUUGCGCUGAUGUUUAAUACACUGACCACAGUCAUUUCAUGUUGUACUUAAAAAUAUUUAAUGUGUCCCUUACAAAUCUGUACUUGCUUUUUUCAGGGUUGAAACCCCUUUCAUGAAGCAUUUAGAGUAUCAUGGAACACAUGGAACUGUCCAUCAAAACCCAACCAAUACAACUCUUGCAGGGGUUGUGGCUAAUCAAAACACAGUAGCCACUAGUCCUGAUCCUGGAUGACUAUCUUAGAAAUGCUUUGUAACCAUUUUAGUCACUGAGCAGCUCAUUAAAUCUGUUGCUGAAAUAGUUUAAAAUAUGAAUGCACUAAGUGAUACGCAAACUUCUUGGAGACUUGUAAAGUGGGAAAUGCAUAGAGUGAUGGGUAACAAUGCAGUGUCUUUUACACUCACCAGCUGAGGUGUAUGAUCUGCAACCAUAGGCUUUGACAUGAAAUUUCUCAAGCAUAGUUAAUUGAGCCCAGCUAGUGCUGCCGAUGGUGGCUGGACUUAAUAUUACAGCAAUACUAACAAAAUGGUUGUCACCUUUCUCUAUCUUCCAGCCACCAGCGCACUGCAGUCAGUGAGUGAGGAAACAUGUCCCUUUUUUCAGUCAGACAUGUUAUGAGCUGCUUGGUGAACUAAAGUCUCUGGGUUAUGGAGAGGGUGAUCGGCAGCCCUGAUGGAUUGUUUCAGGGCAAAGGAUAAACUUGCUAAGUGGCUACAGGCUAAGUGACCCACCCCCUCUCUCACUAAUGUUUUGUAGUUUUGCAUAUAGGUCCAGUUGGCUCCAUCUAUUAAUGAACUGCUUUUCCUCUCCACCAUCCUGAAUCCCAUCAUCAUCCCAACACCUGUGGUACUGAAGGCAAGUCCUUCCUCAAAAGCCAGGUUAAGAGUCAACACUUGUGAUCAAAGCUCAGCAGACUUGGUGUGGAGAGAAUCAAGGAGCUGAGAGACUUUUCAUUUUCCACAGCACCUGUGUGAAGUGUAGAUUCACUGUUCCCCAUUGGAUUCACUGAGUAAUGCAUAUUAAGCUUUGCUGCCAAGAUACUCAUCCACAGGCUCCCCCUAGCUGGUCUUAACAUGUUGAAAUCCAUUGGAAUGCAUAUGUUUAUACUGAAAUGUGUGUUUUCUAUGUUCCACAACAUCCAUCUUAACUUGAAAUUAAAGUUUAUUAUCAAUCUC
Acanthopagrus latus (yellowfin seabream) is the source of this 3335-nucleotide messenger RNA. RefSeq names its product makorin, ring finger protein, 1 (gene mkrn1). The record is from RefSeq and is a predicted model, not a curated record. Gene Ontology annotation, molecular function: metal ion binding; ubiquitin protein ligase activity. The coding region runs from base 187 to 1491 and encodes 434 amino acids. Gene Ontology annotation, biological process: protein polyubiquitination. Lineage: Eukaryota; Metazoa; Chordata; Actinopteri; Spariformes; Sparidae. The transcript is spliced from 9 exons.